AUGGCCUACGAUGAGUUGAUAGCAACCAUAACCCUGGUUGGCAGCCUGCUCUCGUUUGCUGCUACCUGCUGCGUCCUCGCCUCAUAUGUCGUCUAUCACAAGCAGCAGCGCUCGUUCCGCCAUGCCUUGGUACUCAACCUCGCGCUUGCAGAAUUCAUCAAUUCGUUAAACAACUCCAUAUCAGGCAUUGUACAUGUAAAGAGCCACAAACUCUCGCCAAGCCCAGUAUGCACACUCAAUGGCUGGGUCGGACAACUGUCUGUGCAGGCCGCAGACUUCUCGAUCCUCGCCAUAGCGCUGGUGACAGUCCUCACCAUCACCCGCAAAACAUACAUGCCCAAUGCAUCGCUUGGAAGGAAAGUCAUGAUCUGCAUGUCCGUCUGGAUUGUUCCUCUCAUUACCAGUACCAUCGCUACUGGCUUGCAGACAAUGGUCCCCGUAAGCGGCAACUGGUGCUGGAUAUCAGCAAAGCGUACUGACCUGAGAUAUGCCCUGGGACAUGGUUGGCGCUUCGCAAUCAUAUUCACAACGAUCGGCGUCUACAUUUACGUGUGGUGUUAUAUGCGCGGGCACUUUCAGAUGAUGGAGAGCACGCAGGUAAAGGGAUCAAUCGAUACGGGCCGCAGUUUCCACAGCAGGAGUAUUAGUGGCACAACUCUCAGAAGUGGCAGCUUCGCCAAAGAGAAGAAGCAAGGGAAUGGGCAUGGGUCAGUUUACGACGAAGAGCUGCAGUUGGAGUAUAUGCGAAUGCGGAAGGAGAAUCACCACGCGCAGGCCUUCAAAUUCCCUGCAUACAGCACGGACAACAAGUCCACUUUUGCCGUACACGAACACAGCGCCGAUAACGUGGAUUGCGAAGACCGAGACGAGGAGGUAGCGCCGCACGUUAUGAAGGAUAAGGAGUCUACUUCUGGUCACAAUGGCCUGCACUUUCCGGUUCCCAGCUCGAAGCUACCCGAACCUACCUCUCUUCUACCAAAACAACCCAGCGCCAUAUACCCCGGCAACAACAAACCCUCCGGACCAACCUCGCUCUACUCCUCCACCACAACCAUCACCAACAACCACCCCCGAAAAUUCAGCACGGACACGCUCCCACCCGCCCCCACCGCCUCAACCACAACCAUCCACCCGCUCCUCUCCCAGCCUCCUCCUCCUCCUCCUCCUCCUCCUUCGGUCCCCACAACCACAACCACAACCGUCACAACAACAACCAAACACCUCUCCCUCCCCUCCAUCUCCUCCUACGCCCGCCGCCAAUCGCACCAGGUCGAGCGCGAGAUCAAGCGCAUGCUCCUCCUCAACGCGUAUCCGAUCAUGUACGUCAUCCUCUGGCUGCCCGGCAUCGUCAACCGGCUGCUGGAGGCGACGGGCCACGAGAGCAAGACGCUGGCCGUGCUGCAGAGCAGCAGCCAGUACGUCGGUUUCGCCAACGCGCUGACGUAUGGGUUCAACGAGCAUCUGCGGGAGAGGAUAAAGGGGGAUCUGGGGAGGUGGGUGCGUGGGCGGUGA
This is a messenger RNA of Lasiodiplodia theobromae, 1512 nucleotides long. Its product is annotated as Glucose receptor Git3. Gene Ontology annotation, molecular function: G protein-coupled receptor activity. The record is from RefSeq and is a predicted model, not a curated record. Gene Ontology annotation, cellular component: plasma membrane. The transcript has 5 exons. The coding region runs from base 1 to 1512 and encodes 503 amino acids. NCBI's taxonomy places the organism in Eukaryota, Fungi, Ascomycota, Dothideomycetes, Botryosphaeriales, Botryosphaeriaceae. Gene Ontology annotation, biological process: adenylate cyclase-activating G protein-coupled receptor signaling pathway.